UUCUGAAUCUAUAGCCGUAACAAUGAAAGGGGCAAAGCAUGUUUUUUGUUGAAAUCUUUGGCCACAAAUGUAAUCAUUAAUUUUCAUAAAUUUUAACUCACAAUGACAACCUUAUCACCGUCCCUCCAAUUAAUUCUUCCCUGACUUCUGUUCUUUAAUUCAUUUAUUAUUAUUAUUUUGUAAUAUUAAUUCAUUGAUCAUCCAAAAACCAGCUCCAGCUUCAUAAAGCAAUCAUCAAUGGCAGAAAAAAACAAGCAAAAAAUCCCAUGCAUGGAUUGGUACGUAUUCUACCCCACACUCACAGCAUCUCCUUUAAUCUUUUUUUCUUCUUAGCUCAAAUGAAUACAAAAAUUUAAAAAUAAGCUUCUGUUUUGUAUCAGAUUUUCUUACCCUUUUUUUUGGCUUCACAUGGUUUUUCCUGGUCCUGCGGUAUUUAUUUAAAAGAGUACUUAAUAUUUGCAUGUGGGGACUGUGGUUUUUGUUUCUUUUUUCUUUUUUUCUUCUCGAAUGAUUAUCUAAUGGAUGGUAGCUUAUUUUAUAAUUAUUAUUAUCAUUUUUUUUGCAUGUGAUGCUGUUUUCUCAAGCAAGAACAGCUCAUAAUUCAUAAAUAUCUCUCAAAUGAUUUUCUAAUGGAUUAGUUUCAUUUGAUUAUUGUAUAGUGUGCUUUGCUUCCUUUUAAUUGUUUCACAGGGAUUAAUCUGCCAAAUUCUUCAAUUUUUCUGGGCUUUUCUCUGCAAAUAUAUAUACCCUUUUUUACAGAGAAUCUUUUGGUUUGAAUUAUUGGGAUUUUGAAGCAGCUGGGAAAAAUGGGCAAGAAAAUGAAAAUGAACCCAUUGUUCAUAUUCUUAUUGGGGACAAUUUUCACAUCCAUAGUUGCUGAACCAGUUAAAGACAAACAAGCAUUGUUAGAUUUCAUUCAACAUAUUCAUCAUUCAAGGUCUCUCAAAUGGAGCAAACAAGACUCUGUUUGCAACACUUGGGUUGGUGUGGCAUGUAACAAUGAUCAUUCCAGGGUUAUAGGUCUGCAUUUACCAGGAAUGGGGUUUCAUGGUCCUAUCCCACGUAACACUUUGAGUAGGUUAUCAGCUCUUGAGGUGUUGAGCCUUAGAUCCAAUGCUAUUUCAGGUUCAUUCCCUUCUGAUUUUGCCCAACUCAAGAACUUAACCACACUUUACCUUCAAUUCAACAAUUUUUCUGGUCCAUUACCUGAUUUUUCCAUUUGGAAUAAUCUUACAAUUCUAAACCUUUCAAACAAUGGCUUCAAUGGAAGCAUUAAUCCUUCAGUGACAAAAUCCAGUCACCUUACAGCUUUGGAUCUUUCUUAUAACUCACUUUCAGGUGAUAUUCCUGAUAUCAAUAUCCCUAGCUUACAACAGCUUGAUUUAUCCAAUAAUAAUCUCACUGGGAUCAUCCCAAACUCCCUCGAAAGAUUCCCAAGUUGGGCAUUUUCUGGUAAUACCAACCUUUCAUCAGCAAAUAGUACCCUUUCUCCUAUUCCAAGCCAGCCACCUAAUGGUCAACCAUCAAAGAAAGGAAAAAACCUCAGUGAACCUGCAUUGUUGGGGAUAAUAAUAGGAAGUUGCUGUGUGCUGUUCAUAUUAGUUGCCCUUUUGAUCAUUUGUUGUCAAUCCAAGAAACAAAAGGAACAAGGAGUCCCUGAAAAUACCCCAAAGAAAGAAAUCCCUUUGAAGAGAAAGGCUUCUGCGAAUCACGAUAACAACAACAGGCUUAUCUUUUUUGAGGGUUGUAAUCUUGCAUUUGAUCUUGAGGAUUUGUUGAGUGCAUCAGCUGAGGUGCUUGGGAAAGGUACAUUUGGUGUAACAUACAAAGCAGCCUUGGAGGAUGCUACCACUGUGGCAGUGAAGAGGUUGAAAGAAGUAACCUCAGCUAAACGGGAGUUUGAGCAGCACAUGGAGGUGAUCGGUCAUAUUAGGCACGAGAAUGUGUCUGCACUUAGAGCAUAUUAUUAUUCGAAAGACGAGAAGCUUGUGGUUCAUGAUUACUAUGAACUUGGAAGUAUCUCUGCUUUGCUACAUGGUAAAAGGGGCGAAGACCGGACACCGUUGGACUGGGAAACUAGGCUUAAAAUUGCUAUUGGUGCUGCUAGAGGCAUUGCCUAUAUCCACAGACAAAACAAUGGCAAGCUUGUUCAUGGAAACAUAAAAGCCUCCAACAUUUUCCUUAACUCAGAACGGUACGGUUGUGUCUCAGAUAUCGGUUUAGCAGCAGUGAUGAGCCCGAUGCCUCUGCCUGUAAUGCGUGCUGCAGGUUACCGUGCACCGGAGGUAACUGAUACAAGGAAAGCAACUCAAGCAUCCGAUGUAUACAGUUUCGGGGUCUUUUUACUCGAGCUAUUAACCGGUAAAUCUCCAAUACAUGCCACCGGUGGGGAGGAGAUCGUUCAUUUGGUGAGAUGGGUGCAUUCGGUAGUUCGAGAAGAGUGGACCGCCGAAGUGUUUGAUGUAGAACUCCUACGGUAUCCGAAUAUAGAGGAGGAAAUGGUGGAGAUGCUACAAAUUGCAAUGAGUUGUGUGGCAAGGGUAGCGGAGCAGAGACCGAAAAUGGCCGGACUAGUGAAAAUGGUGGAGGAAAUUCGGCGAGUUAACAAUGGAAACCAAUUGUCUUUCGAAGCAAAAUCGGAAACCUCUGCUUCAACAUCAAUCCCACAUGCAGUAGCUGAAACAGCUUCCUCUUCUACUGUUCCACUGUGAGAUUCUUUUGGCUUAUGAAUCACAAUAAAGAAGAGAAAUUAUCAUUUGCUUAUGAAACAGGGAGAAGGGAAAAGGGGUUUUGAUUAUUUAAGUUAAUGAAUUAGUUUAGCUAGCCUCUGAUAUAGCUAUGAUCAAAGGCCAAUACUUUGGCUACUGUAUCAUUUAAACAGUAUGGUUUUGCUCACUGAAUGUCUUAUUAGAUCUCUUUUAUC
Molecule: messenger RNA, 2923 nt
Organism: Gossypium raimondii (Peruvian cotton)
Lineage: Eukaryota; Viridiplantae; Streptophyta; Magnoliopsida; Malvales; Malvaceae
Product: probable inactive receptor kinase At4g23740
Exons: 3
Coding region: 807-2711 (634 amino acids)
Biological process (GO): protein phosphorylation
Molecular function (GO): ATP binding; protein kinase activity; protein binding
Source: RefSeq, a predicted model, not a curated record